GCAGUUCGAGAAUCGCCUCACUUAAAGCAUCUCCGGUCCCCAAAAUUAUAUUAAGGAAAAAAAAAAGGAUUUUUCUGUGGGAGGCCCCCCCUGCAAUGAUAUUCUAACCUCUCUGUCUCUGCUCUGUCGCUCCCUUUCUCGCUCUGUCUGUCUCGCUUUCUGUAGAUCUCAUCCUAAAACCUCCAAGUCUCCCUUUUCCUCUGGAGAUUUGAUCGGAUCUUUACCCCUCAAUCAUUUCAUGGCUUUCGAGAAUCCAUUCAAGAGCAUACUCAAGACCCUCGAGAAGCCCGGCGGUGCCGGCGAGUUCGGCAAGUACUACAGCUUGCCGUCCCUCAACGACCCUCGAAUCGAUAGGCUGCCCUACUCGAUUCGGAUUCUUCUUGAAUCGGCUAUUCGGAACUGCGAUGAGUUUCAGGUCAAAAGUAAGGAUGUCGAGAAGAUCAUUGACUGGGAAAACACUUCCCCUAAGCAGGUUGAAAUCCCAUUCAAGCCCGCGAGGGUGCUGCUUCAGGAUUUUACUGGGGUUCCAGCUGUCGUGGAUUUGGCUUGUAUGCGUGAUGCGAUGAAUAGCCUUGGAGGUGAUCCGAACAAGAUUAACCCACUGGUUCCUGUAGAUCUUGUGAUCGAUCACUCUGUUCAGGUUGAUGUGGCUAGAUCAGAGAAUGCUGUGCAAGCAAACAUGGAACUCGAAUUCCACAGGAACAAAGAAAGGUUUGGUUUUCUUAAGUGGGGAUCUAAUGCAUUCCACAACAUGCUUGUGGUUCCUCCUGGAUCGGGAAUUGUCCAUCAGGUGAACUUAGAAUAUCUUGGGAGAGUCGUUUUCAGUACAAAUGGCAUCCUCUACCCUGAUAGCGUAGUCGGGACUGAUUCCCACACGACCAUGAUUGAUGGAUUGGGUGUUGCUGGGUGGGGAGUUGGAGGAAUUGAAGCUGAGGCUGCAAUGCUUGGUCAACCUAUGAGCAUGGUCAUUCCUGGUGUUGUUGGAUUCAAAUUAACGGGAAAACUCAGAAAUGGUGUGACAGCUACUGAUUUGGUCCUGACUGUUACCCAAAUGCUGAGGAAGCAUGGAGUUGUUGGCAAGUUUGUGGAGUUUCAUGGAGAGGGCAUGAGUGAGCUCUCGCUGGCAGACCGUGCCACAAUAGCCAACAUGUCUCCCGAGUAUGGAGCAACAAUGGGUUUCUUCCCGGUUGAUCAUGUCACCCUUCAGUACCUCAAAUUGACUGGAAGAAGCGCAGAAACUGUUUCCAUGAUAGAGUCUUAUUUGCGGGCAAACAAGAUGUUUGUAGACUACAGUGAGCCCAUGGUGGAGCGAACAUAUUCUUCAUAUAUGGAAUUGGAUCUGAAGGAUGUCGAACCUUGUGUCUCGGGCCCAAAAAGGCCUCACGACCGGGUACCAUUGAAAGAAAUGAAAGUGGAUUGGCACGCUUGCUUGGACAAUAGAGUCGGAUUCAAGGGUUUUGCAGUGCCUAAGGAAUCCCAGUCAAAGGUUGUAGAUUUUACAUUCCAAGGGACCCCAGCACAGCUUCGCCAUGGUGAUGUUGUUAUAGCAGCUAUCACGAGUUGCACGAAUACCUCGAAUCCUAGUGUGAUGCUUGGUGCUGCUUUAGUUGCGAAGAAGGCUUCUGAAUUAGGGUUGGAGGUAAAGCCAUGGAUCAAGACGAGUCUUGCUCCAGGUUCUGGUGUUGUAACCAAAUAUCUGCAGAAAAGUGGUCUGCAGAAGUAUCUGAACCAGCUGGGGUUCAACAUUGUGGGCUACGGGUGCACAACAUGCAUUGGAAAUUCUGGGGACCUUGAAGAAGCAGUUGCAUCAGCUAUCAGCGAAAAUGAUAUUGUAGCAGCAGCUGUGUUGUCUGGCAAUAGGAACUUUGAAGGUCGUGUUCAUCCAUUGACGAGGGCAAACUAUCUCGCUUCUCCUCCCCUCGUGGUUGCCUAUGCUCUUGCUGGCACAGUGGACAUUGACUUUGAAACAGAGGCUGUCGGGGUGGGCAAAGAUGGAAAGAACGUGUAUUUGAGAGAUAUUUGGCCAUCAAAUGAAGAAGUAGCAGAAGUUGUUCAGUCAAAUGUCCUGCCAGACAUGUUCAGAGCUACCUAUGAAGCAAUCACCAAGGGGAACCCCAUGUGGAACCAGCUGACUGUGCCCUCUAGCACCCUCUACUCUUGGGACCCGAGCUCAACUUACAUCCACGAGCCACCCUACUUCAAGGGCAUGUCCAUGUCUCCCCCUGGACCAUACGGAGUCAAGGAUGCCUACUGCCUCCUUAACUUCGGGGACAGCAUCACAACUGAUCACAUCUCACCAGCUGGCAGCAUCCAUAGGGACAGCCCUGCUGCAAGAUACCUGAUGGAGCGCGGUGUCAACAGGAGGGACUUCAACUCCUAUGGUAGCCGCCGGGGCAAUGAUGAGGUAAUGGCAAGGGGAACCUUUGCGAAUAUUCGGCUAGUUAAUAAGCUCUUGAAGGGGGAGGUAGGGCCCAAGACUAUUCACAUUCCCAGCGGAGAGAAAUUAUCGGUCUUCGAUGCAGCCAUGAGGUAUAAGAGCGACGGGCAAGAGACCAUUAUUUUGGCUGGCGCAGAGUAUGGUAGUGGAAGCUCCCGCGAUUGGGCAGCCAAGGGUCCGAAGCUUCUGGGUGUUAAAGCUGUGAUAGCGAAGAGCUUCGAGCGGAUUCACCGAAGCAACUUAGUUGGAAUGGGCAUCAUCCCAUUGUGUUUCAAGCCCGGCGAGGAUGCUGAUACUCUUGGGUUGACUGGCCACGAGCGGUUCACCAUUGACCUCCCGAACCGCGUGAGCGAGAUAAGACCAGGCCAAGACGUAACGGUGGUUGCCAACAGCGGCAAGUUGUUUACUUGUACACUGCGGUUUGACACUGAGGUGGAGUUGGCUUAUUUCGAUCACGGCGGCAUCUUGCAGUAUGCAAUCAGGAACUUGAUUGGUGCGAGCCACUGAGUACAAUGAUCGGGCAUAUUCGAGUAAAGAGCUGGGUUUUGCUUUUCUCAGGGUCUAUUCCAAGACCAAACUUUCUUUCACUGCCACCAUGGUCCCCCACAAAACAGAUGCAGGGGGCAACAGAUGAAUAAAGCGGCAGACACGAACUUCUGGAAUGUCAUACAAUGAGUCGUUACAUUUUGUAUAAUGUAUCCACUCGUUGAUUGAUAGUUUGACAUUGGCAUGUUUUCCUGUACAACACUUCAGAACUGUUUUACCGGGUUUGGAGGUGGAACAAUAUACUUUGUUGUUAAGUUUCUUCCUUGACAUAGGUUAUGUCCGACGGCACACGCCAAUGAAAGCAUUGGCCUUUGUUUA
Punica granatum (pomegranate) is the source of this 3301-nucleotide messenger RNA. The record is from RefSeq and is a predicted model, not a curated record. Lineage: Eukaryota; Viridiplantae; Streptophyta; Magnoliopsida; Myrtales; Lythraceae.